Penicillium longicatenatum is the source of this 504-nucleotide messenger RNA. RefSeq lists its product as uncharacterized. Lineage: Eukaryota; Fungi; Ascomycota; Eurotiomycetes; Eurotiales; Aspergillaceae. The record is from RefSeq and is a predicted model, not a curated record. The coding region runs from base 1 to 504 and encodes 167 amino acids. The transcript has a single exon.
AUGACCACCAAUCUAAAUACAACCCUUCUACUUCAAAUCCUCCCUUUAGCAACCAGUACCGCAACUCUAGCCCACGCCCUUCUAGAGCUCCAUACCACCAGCGCAUUCCUGAUCCCCAACAUUCGCACGGCAUCUAACACCAUCCUUCCAACAUGGUUUAGACGCGUCUUCAACCGUGCGGUCAUUACAGUCGUGGGAUUGAAUAUGACCACUAUCGUUACUGCUGCGACGACCUUAUAUCUUGAUUCCUCGAGGAACGAAUUACGGACCACUCGGUUCUAUUGGAUGGGAAUUUUGGGUGCGAUUGGACAUUUGGCCUUUGUACCUCUUGUUGCCGGGCCUGUGAAGCAGGUUGUUGAUAAUCAGAAUAGACGGGAAAAAGGGAAGGAAGGUGAUUCGGCGAGUGCGUGGAUGGCGAAGUGGGUUGGUGUGCAUCGGGUGAGGAUGUUAGUAGCGGAUUUGCCUGCUUGGAUUUCAUUUCUUGGGGCCGUGUUGACGCUGUGA